This is a messenger RNA of Marasmius oreades (fairy-ring Marasmius), 3330 nucleotides long. RefSeq lists its product as uncharacterized. The transcript is spliced from 3 exons. Gene Ontology annotation, biological process: microtubule-based movement. Bases 72 to 3101 code for a protein of 1009 amino acids. The record is from RefSeq and is a predicted model, not a curated record. Gene Ontology annotation, molecular function: microtubule motor activity; ATP binding; microtubule binding. Lineage: Eukaryota; Fungi; Basidiomycota; Agaricomycetes; Agaricales; Marasmiaceae.
CUCGACUGUCACCCCCAACGCCCACCAAUUUCUCUCGCCUAUUUUACACAGCGCUACUUUCUAACUUUACCAUGGUUGCCGCUGGCUCCAUUACCGUCGCUGUUCGUGUACGGCCGCCAACACCUUGGGAAGCGGCUCGCCUUCCGGAACCCUGUUACAAUUCCACAUUUAGGGGAGAUGGCGCUCUCUCUACUCCCGGUCGCUCGGUCGUAAAUCAAGCACCUCUCAGAGAGGUCGUUCAGAUCAUAGAUGACCGGAUACUCACAUUCGACCCAGACGAGAAAGACAAGGCGCGAGCCUUUGUGGAACGCGGCUUUAUCCCGCCAGGAACGAAAAGAUAUAAGGAUAGGCGGUUUAUGUUCGAUAGAGUAUUUAAUGCAGAGGCGGUACAACAAGACGUGUACGCGCACACGGCGCAACCGCUUUUACAGGGCGUUUUGGACGGGUACAAUGCAACAGUGUUUGCGUACGGGGCUACAGGAUGCGGGAAGACACACACGAUCAGUGGAACUGAUUAUGAUCCCGGUAUCAUCUAUCUAGCGAUGGCUGAUCUCUUUCAGCGAAUUGAAGAUAGGAAGGACGAAUGGAUCAUAGAAGUUGUGGUGACAUUUCUGGAAAUCUACAACGAAGAAAUCCGCGAUCUGCUGGCAGAGUCCGGAACACAUGUCCCGCGAGGCGGUUUGUCUAUCCGAGAAGACAAGACCGUGAAAGUCGUGGGUCUAGUCGAACUAUCUCCCAAGUCAGCGGAAGAAGUCAAGGAAAUAGUGCUGUUGGGAAACACUCGAAGAACCCAAAGCCCGACUCACGCGAAUGAAACCAGCUCUCGGUCUCAUGCCGUCCUACAAAUCCACAUCACUCAAUCAUCUCGAACAGCAUCUUUGACCGAAGAAAAAACAAUGGCUACACUCUCUAUCAUUGACCUCGCUGGUAGCGAGCGAGCUGCUGCCACCACCAACAUGGGGCAACGCAUGGUAGAGGGCGCAAACAUCAACAAGUCCUUGCUCGCGUUGGGCAACUGCAUCAACGCGUUAUGCGAAAGUGGAGGAGCUAUUCGACAUGUUCCGUAUCGAAACAGCAAGCUUACUCGGCUCCUCAAAUUCUCCCUGGGAGGCAAUUGCAAAACCGUCAUGAUCGUCUGCGUUGCUCCCACAUCCCAACAUUUCGAUGAUACCCACAACACCCUCAUUUACGCCGAACGUGCUACGAAGAUCAAAACAAAAGUUGUCACUCGCAAUGUCGUCAAUGUGGACAGACAUGUAGGUAGAUACGUAGAGGCUAUCAACCGGCUCAACACCGAGGUAGCUGAACUCAAAGCCAAAUUGGCGGGAAAGAGGGACGGGGAGAAUGAGAUUGCACGGAGGAAGAAGGCGGAGGCGAGUGCAGAGGUGGAACGAGCGAAGAAUGACAUGAAGAUUAAGGUUGAGCAGACGAGGACUUCAAUUGUCGAAGGCGCCUCGUGUCUGGGGAAGAUAUCGGUGGCGAAGGCAAAGCUAGCCGCGAUACGCCAACGGAUCGCAAAGGUAGAUGCUAUGGACUCGUUAUCGCCCGAUCUGCAGGCCGAGCGCGCAUUGCUUCAAUCAUUGGCUAGUCCAGAGGAGCAGGCUCUAAAACCCGAUUCGAUUGUCAACGUUAGAUUGCAACGUUCAUCUAAUGCGAACGCCAUGUUUGAUGCUACCAUGCGAGCUGUUUCGGAGAGGAAGUUGGAGAAGUCGGAUGAAGCUGGCGUGGAGAAUGUGAAGCUAGACGCUAGAUGUCGUCGGGCUGAGAUGGAACAGGCUAAAGCUCAAGAGGAGAGAGACGUGCUUAGGGGUGCUGUUGAAGAUAUAUCACAGGUCAUGGUUGGUCUCGUUGGAAUGCUUGGCCGGUGCACGGUAAUGGUUGGCGAAGCUUCCUCCAUGCUUCAAAGGACAUCGGAGAAUGAUUCUCUCUCCACCGCCAAGAACGUUUCCGAGCUGUUGGCCAACCUGAAGGCCAGCAAUGACGUUGCUUUCAAUCAGCUUAUCGGUUACUCAACUGAAGGCUACAAAGUGGACGGACAAGCGUUCAGUGCUUUCAAGGGCUAUGAGAUGUCGUUUACCCGCAGAGUCAGCCCGGGGCCACCUAACUUGCAAACUACCACCUCCAGCUCCAGAAGGACUUCGACCAGCACCUCACUCUCCGUCUCGACGUCAGCAUCUCCCAGACGCCGGUCUCCACGAAAAUCUCUACGUUCAAGUCUUGCAGCACAGCCGUAUAGAAGGGCGUCAGACAAGGAGAAAAAGGGCUUGAAGCCAUCGAAGAAUGUUCAGUGGAAAGACGAAGCUGGCCAGGGCGAUUUAGUCGAUGAGGGAUCCAGACUAAACACUAUAUCAUUGACCAUCACUCCUGCAAGUCCGGCCAACCCUGCCGAAAACACAUCAGGUUCAUCCGGAGUUCGUACUCCUUUACAACGUUCCAUGUCUCUAGGAGGUUCUGAAAGUGAGUGGGAAGACGAGAAGACCGACGAUAGCUUCAGCCAUAACCUUUCAUCAUCUUUGCCCAUCCGCGAUCAUUCCGUGAGCGACACAUCGUUGCCACGUUCUUAUGGUCCGCUGGGUAAGAGGGGACGGCCCAGUCGUCUCGACCCCGGUUUCUUGAAAUCUAAAGCUCGAGCACCCGUUCUCGGUAGUUUGGCGGAAGGUGAUGAGAGCUCCCCCGAACGGUACGAAAGGCGAAUAUCUCAACCUUUAGGAGAUCGCAGUAUCAAUCAGCUAGAUGACGACUCCAGCAGCAGGCUUUCUAGUAAAACCAAACACGCUGGAGUAUCUAGUCCAGGGAAACGAGGGCCGUUAACCCCCAGGGGCGCUUCUAAGAGCAGAAGACGCUCGAAUCUCGGUCCUGUCCGCGGUGAAAAAGGACGGAGACGGUCGAGUAUGAUUCCUCAGCUUUCACCGCCAAAUGGCGAGUCUCAUCGACCGAGGCGCGUACUCAUCGGGACGCCCGGGAAGCGAAGCAAGAGGCUCUCCCUAUCCCGAACUACGACAGCACCAUCCAUUCCUGCGUUCAAGCGUCCACCUUCAGCAACAUCCAACUUUUCGCUUGCUGAUAUAAGUAUCAGCGCUUCACGACCGUCCUGGCGUUAAGGACUAACGGUUAUAUCCAUGUUUAUGCCCUUUUUUCUAUGCACUCCCUUAUAUACCCACUGUACAGCACAUCGUUUUAUUUUCAGUUCAUUCAUCCGGUCUUAUCUUCGUCCUUGGAUAUUGUAUAUUCGUCUUCACCUGCCUUCAUAAAUUAACGUAUGUGUACCGAUGUAUUUAGACCUAACCUGGCCUCUUGACCAUUCAUCUGCAAUUUUGGACACGCUUCUGG